This is a messenger RNA of Myotis daubentonii (Daubenton's bat), 3306 nucleotides long. RefSeq names its product ankyrin repeat domain-containing protein 36C-like. NCBI's taxonomy places the organism in Eukaryota, Metazoa, Chordata, Mammalia, Chiroptera, Vespertilionidae. The transcript is spliced from 17 exons. The record is from RefSeq and is a predicted model, not a curated record. The coding region runs from base 1 to 3306 and encodes 1101 amino acids.
AUGCUCACGCCUAAACCAAUUAGAGUUACAGAUCUACCGAAAACUCAAGAAGCAUGGACCAAAACCAAAUCAAUGACAGGUACAGAUCUACCGAAAACUCAAGAACCAUGGACCAAAACCAAAUCAAUGACAGUUACAGAUCUACCGAAAACUCAAGAAGCAUCGACCAAAACCAAGUCAAUGACAGGUACAGAUAUACCGAAAACUCAAGAAGCAUGGACCAAAACCAAAUCAAUGACAGGUACAGAUCUACCGAAAACUCAGGAAGCAUGGACCAAAACCAAACCAAUGACAGUUACAGAUCUACCGAAAACUCAAGAAGCAUGGACCAAAACCAAAUCAAUGACAGUUACAGAUCUACCGAAAACUCAAGAAGCAUGGACCAAAACCAAAUCAAUGACAGGUCUACAGAAAACUCGAAAACAAGUACCGUCGGAAAGAAAAUCAAGGACAGUGGUUGAUACCUCUGAAGAAGACUCUUUAAGCAGACUUUGCAGCAAACUUAAACUUGGCAUUGAAGAUUCAAGGCCUACAUCACACAAUGAAGACUUGAAGGAUAAAGUUAUUUCAGAAACACAUACCCCGACAGCAAAGACAUCUAAAAAUCAAAGCGAGCAUACUCGUCUUCCACUUUUGCAUCUGGAAAAAAUGACUCAAGAAUCACAAAUAAAUAGGGCACGUGACAAAGAGGAUACACCUGCACAUUCAGGACACCCUUCUAUGCAAAAGAAGGAGCAAAUGUGCAUCAAACAAGGCACAUUGGAACAGAGGAAGACUUUACAACUUCCCAAAGACAAGUCAAAGCAGAAGUCACGUGAAUUUUCUGUAAAAUUCAAAAUGACUGAUAAUCCUGAGGAAGAGCCACGAUGUAAUCAGUCUAAAGAAGGAGCAAGCUUAAGACAAAUGCCUUCUAAUUUGACAAGUAAAAUGCUUGAUUGUGAGGGAAAAGAUGCAUUUGGAAAGUCUGUCUCUGCAGCAUUACAAACAUUUCCUGGACGACAGGAACCAACUCUCAAAAUUGUUUCUCCAUCUCAUGCAGACCCUGGGUCUCCAAUAGACUCUACCUGGUCAUCUUCUUCUGAGCUUUGUUUAAGAGAAAAGGAAUUACACCCUGAAAAUGAUCACAAACCUGACGCUGAGCACGUUUUGAACAAAAAUGAGGAGAGUUUUUAUAAUGAUACAGAAAAUAAAAAAGUAAGACACCCAGUAGUUACAUCUGAAGUGAAAGAAGACCAAGAGUUUGCUAUGCAGAUGACAAAAAAUAUGAACCCAAAUACCACGGAUUGGAAAUUAGGCAUCGGACCUACACCUCAGUCCCGUGAUCCGAAAAGCCAUCUUGAAUUGCAGCGUCCCUGCUGCAAUGAAAUCAGACUCAUCAUUGAAAUAAAAAGCCACGAUAUGCCUGCUGUUUCAAAUACUUAUAAGGAAACAAAGCCAAAUCAGGACUUGUUCCAGAAGCCAUUAUGUGCAGAUCAUUGCAGUACUAAUUAUUGUAAAAGCGUGGACUCUAAAUUAAAAGAUGAGCGUUCCUCUGCACUGCACAAUGACAGAACACCUGGAGUACAUGUAAUUGAAGAACUACGGCAAGAUGUACAAAGGCUUAAGAAUGAUGUAGACAUGUUAAAAGUAGAGGGCCUGGCUUGGAAAACAAAGAAAAUUCAACUUCAAAUAGAGAUUGUGAUAACUGAAUUGAGUUCAUUGAUGGAUGUAGAAGGGCUUAGCAAAAUGCUUGAUUAUCAGUUAUUAGUAGAGGUUUCUGAGAGUUCUGAAAAAGAAAAAAAUCUAUUGCAUGAAUAUCGCAUGAUGCGGGAUGAAAUUGCCAAGCUAAGACUGGAAAUGGGCAUGAUAAAAAAGACCCAGGAAAUGGGAAAAGAAUAUUUUAAGGAAAUUGCAAUUGUCAGAGAAAAGGAUGACCGUCUUCAAAAGCCAAUAAGAGAAACAGUAUUUGAACACAAUACACAGCUUGAAGUCCUGAGAGCUGAGCUUAUAAUGCUAAACAGUAAACUGGAGGAUGAACAACGAAACAGAAGAAGACUGGAAGCAGAAGUUGAAUCAUACCGGUCUAGACUGGCUACUGCUGUACAGGAUCAUGAGCAUUGUCAGACAUCAAAAAGAGACCUAGAACUUACUUUCCAGAGAGCAAGAGAUGAAUGGUUUUGUUUAUGGGACAAAAUGAAUUCUGAUAUGUCUAACCUAAAACAUAGCAAUGAGAUUCUUUCUCAACGACUUUCUAAAGCAGAAAGUAAAACCAAUAGCUUAGAAAUCGAGCUUCAUCACACAAGAGAUGCUCUCAAUGAAAGGACAUUGGUUUUAGAAAGAGACCUCAGUCAAAAACAGUGUCAAAAGGAGGAAACAGAACACAUGUAUCAGAAGGAACAAGGUAAAAUGGAUAAAGACAUUGGAAAGCAGGAAUCCUUACAGGAGAAGUUUUCUCAUCUACAGAGUGAAAUUAUGUUGCUUCAACAGCAACUGGGUCAGGCUCACAACAAAGUUGACAGAGUAAUUAACAUCCAAGAUCAGAUUCCAGCUAUCAUAAAAAUAUCUGAUGGUGAAAAUGAAAAUUAUGUUCUUAUGCUGAAUGAAAUAAUUAAGGAGUUAACCAAUGAAUGGCAUCAUUUUAAAGAAAGAAUACAACGGUAUGAAAAUGAUCGUGUAGAAAAAGAUGCCAUUGUGAGACAACUUCAACAACAACUAGCUGAUACCAAAAAAAACCUAUCUACGAUAGAGGUUUCUCUGGAGGUUGAAUCAGGUCAUCGUAUGCAUUUAGAAGAUAAGAAACAAGAUUUCAAAAACAAACCAGAUCAAAGCAGAAGUCAAAAUGAUGAUCUUACAGCAAAACUGCAACCAUCAUCUUCAAAAUGUGUACGUCUGGAUGAGGAAAAGACACCUCAACAGGAGUUAGCAAAGGAAGCGCUUCUAAAGAGACGUGAAGAACUAAAGCCUAAACAAGACACGUGGAAACAAAGAGCAGUAAGACUCAGAACACGAAUGGAUAUGCGCAGGGCAGAAGACUGUGUAGGAGAAAAGUAUAAAGUAAAGAUUGAAGAAACUCUAAAGGAUCUAGCAGACAAAGUGACACAACUCGAUUUAUUUUUACAGCAAAUGAAUGGCAUCUCGGAUCACUCAGCUACUAACAAACCUAAGACCUUUGUGCAGAAGCAAGUCAGGCGCUUAACUGUGCAUGCUGGGAUUUGUAGUUCAGGUCGCUUCCGUUUUGAAGAGGAGUGUCACGUUCAUACUGUAUAUGUGUACGUGCUGCCCCCUAGUGGAGCUCGGUUGGAACUGUUAAGUCCAAGUAGAAGGUGA